Pelodiscus sinensis (Chinese soft-shelled turtle) is the source of this 1172-nucleotide messenger RNA. NCBI's taxonomy places the organism in Eukaryota, Metazoa, Chordata, Testudines, Trionychidae. The record is from RefSeq and is a predicted model, not a curated record.
UUUUCACAGAAGCCCAGGGCUGUGAUGUGAACAAACAAACAAACGGCAUGAGCCAAAGUCCCAGGAAGGGAAACACCCAGGUGCUGCUAGAGGUGGGGCUUAUUUCCGAGCUCAGGGAAGCGACACCAAUCCAGGGACACUGCCUGGAGGCAGCCAUGGGUUCAGGGACCUCUGCAGAAAGUCUCCAGAAUGAAGCGACCUGUCCCAUCUGUCUGGAGUACUUCAGAGAACCUGUCACUCUGGAGUGCGGGCACAAUUUCUGCCAGGCCUGCCUCAGCCGGUGCUGGGAGGCACCCGAUCCACUCGCCUCCUGCCCGCAGUGCAGAGACCCUGUGCAGCAGAGAAACCUCCGGCCCAACAAGCAGCUGGCAAAUGUCAUAGAAAUAGCCAAGCGGCUGAGUCUGCAGGCAGCACGGGCAGCAGGGGGGAAGGGGAUGUGCGGGGCACACCAGGAGCCUCUCAAACUAUUCUGCGAAGAGGACCGAAGCCCCAUCUGUGUGGUCUGCCAUCUCUCCCAGGCUCACCGGGCGCACACGGCGGUGCCCAUAGAGGAAGCUGCUCAGGAGUACAAGGAAAAAAUUCAGGACCAUCUGAAGAUUCUGAGGGACGAGAGAGAGAAGCUGCUGGGAUUGAAGCUGAGCAGAGAGGAGAGCAGGCAGGAGUAUCUGAAACAGACACAAGCCGAGCGGCAGAAGGUUGUGGCCGAGUUUCAGCAGCUGCGGCAGUUCCUGGAGGAACAAGAGCGACUCUUGCUGGCCCAGCUGCAGAAGCUGGACCAGGAGAUACAAAACGAAACUGUCACCAGACUCUCGGAGGAGAUUUCCCGUCUCAGCGAGCAGAUCGGGGAGCUGGAGGGGACAUGCCACAAGCCAGCCAGUGAAUUCCUGCAGGAUGUGAGAUGCCUCUUCAGCAGCUAUGAGAAGGGGUGGUCCCAGCCGCUGCCGGAGAUUUCUCCUGCGAUGGAGAAGAGGAUCUUCGAUUUUCCCCAGAAAACUGCUGCUCUAAGGGAGACUCUGUGGAAGUUCAAAGGUGCUGCAAUAGGAGCUCGGAGGGGAAACCGGGCUGGGCCUCUAGGCCUGGGAGGAGACGGGCAGUGGCCGAUGGCAUCCAAUGAGACGGCGUCGGCCUUUGGGCAAGGGAGGAGACGGGCAGUGGCCGAUGGCAUCCAAUGA